AUGGCAUCAUCUUCAUGGGAUAAAUGGCGUGAUGAUUUGAGAGAUAUAGAUUUUUGGUUUAACAGAUACCAUGAAGAGGAUGAUGCAGGUCUUAAGUUCACUAUUAAUCCAUGGAGGUAUUGGAAUGUUGGAGCGGGGCCCAUGGCUUCCUUCAGACUAGCCAGGUCAGGCAGGGUUGAGGGAAUCUGUGAGAGCUUUGGGCCCUUCAAAUCCGUGAUAAUGGUGGAUCUGAAGCCCACGCCAACGGUAGAUGAAGCACAGGGAACAAGUUUCAUGAGCAUCAAGUACCAGUUAGCCGUCGCUGCAGCAGAGGAGUUGGGGCUACUCGACCAAGAAUACAACAGGCUGAAGGAAGAGCACGACGAGUUGCAGUUUUACACCUACGGGUGCAGCGGUACUAGUGCCUCUUAUGUUUUGGAGAAUCGUGUGCGGUACACUAUAGUUCCUCAAAUUGGCAAGAAGUUGUCAACCGAGAAGUAUUUGCUAGUGGUCAAUAACCUCCAGUGGCCAAUUGUGCCUGACAGUUUUAUGAAGGAUUGCGGGUUUCCUCCCCCGCUGUGGACAGAUUCUAAGUGGUUCAUCUCAACCACUUCUGAGGAUGUCUGCAACAAGAGCAAGCUGGAAAACGAUUGGGUUAUACCCUAUCCCACAGAUAGGGAUGUUGUGGCGCUUACCCUCUCUGCACUGCGUGAAUCGGCACAGCACAUACUCAACAUGACCCAUCAAGAAAGCAAGGAAUACUGGCAUCACAUAGCCCUCAAUUGCUUCCACUUUGCCAUGGUGAUCUUUGCCAAACAUUCACAGAUGGCAGCGGUUACCUCGGACGAGCUCAUCCAUCAUUGGGCCACCCAAGGCAUCUUGCCUCGUAUGACCAGUAGUGAAGAAGAAAAAGAAACCAACAUCUGCAGCAGCAAGUGUGCCUAUAUGUAUCGAGUUGGAAGGGUCAUCCUUGAAGCAUUUGAGAAAUACUCUUUGUUGCAGCUACCAUUCUCUCCUGCCAAUGAAGCUCAUGAAGCCACCAAUACUGCUGCACAAUUCCUUGCAUACCAUGCCCUCAUUGCAGAAGGCAUGACAGUAGGUGAACUCGCGGAUCAUAAGAAAAAAUGGAUCGCCUUUUUGGAUGAUCAUGGAUGUCAUGUAAGCCGAGAAUGGUUGGGGCCGGGGGAAACUAGGGGGGCAACUGCACUUAUUCUAAGAGGUUGCUCAGACCAAUCGGUCAUACUUUGCAAGCUGGGCCAUAUCCUGCCCAAACUUAUAUUUCUUCAUUGUCUUGAUCUCUCUUACACUCAACUGAAAACACUCCCUUCUUCUAUCGAAUGUCUAAUAAACCUUCGACUGCUUUCACUUAGAGGCUGCCAUGAUCUCAAAACUCUUUCCAGUUCACCCACAACAAGUGCCACAGACUCGUCAACAAAUACUACGUCAUAUUCCCCAUUAUCCACUCUAUACAAGCUUGAAAUUCUUGAUAUGAAUGGAGUUCCUUUUUCUCAUAUAACACAAAAUGUAGCCAACCAAAAGAGCAACUUGAUUUACCUCAACAUGUCCUAUUCAGAAAUAUCUACUUUUCCACCAAAUGUUUUUCGGGACAUGUCAAAUCUUGAAGUGCUUAUUCUUGCCAGCUGCUCCAACCUUCUCCAGCUUCCUCCUUCCAUGGCAUUGCUAUCCAGCCUAGUAACCCUUGAAGUCACAGGGACCCAAAUAAAAUGCUUCCCGCCGAAGAUAUUUGAAGAAAUGCAGAAGCUUCAGUCGCUCAAGCUCAUCGACAACAAGAAAUUGAUUUCACUCACAAGACCAAUCUCUAGGUUUCAGGGAAUCAAGUUGGAAGGGCAUCCUAACCUUAUAUCAUUCGUCUUGAUCGGCGCACCUCACGUAAGGUGCUUGUCUUUGCGUGGAUGUAGGAAACUCGAGUCCGUCGAGAUAAAGAAUCUUGGUGCGUUGGAAGAGCUAGAUUUGUCCGGUACAACUAUCAAGGAGCUCCCUGCUGACAUCCCCAAUAUGCCCCAUCUUAGGAGAUUGCUCCUACUUGGUGUUCCUUCUCUGAGGCGAUUUCCUUGGCAUAGGCUGGAGCGACUCCCUGGUGUGUUUUUCUUGGAUAAUUGCUCAGAAGGAAAUGGUAAUCACUCUAAUCAAGUUUCCCAAGUGUGUGUUACUGACGCCAGGUUCUUCUAUAGCUUCCAUCGCAAUGCUCUGAAUUUAGUAAGACAUGGGAAGUUUUUCCAAUCAUUUUAUAUUCGAGUUGCACCAUGCAUUACAAAUAGUAUGCAACUGCAACUGCAAGAUGAAGAAAUCAUGCUAGCUAACAAGCUGGACGAGUUGCUACAGAAACAGUUAACAUAUGUAGAUGUAUAUAGCAGAUAUUUUGCAGAGAAAAUUGCUAUUGCCCCACAAAUUAGAGUUCCCCUUCACCGAACUAAGCGGCAUGUGGAUAUCACAGGCGGGCAACAGUCACACAAUGGUUUAGCAUACCUUCUGCAUAUCACGAAAUCAAUAUCAGUGACAUAUGAUACUUCUAUCAAGUCUUUUUCUAACUUGAGCGGUUUUGAUGAGCUGGAAGAAUGUGAGCUUCAAUGGUGCCACAAAAUAGACACCGUUUUCCACAACUUCAUGGAAAAUCUACGGAAUGUGCAUGUGUCCAACCUCAAAAGUCUAGUUAGAUUCUGUUCACCAUACUGUUUUGUUGAAUUCAGUUCACUAGAGCAUCUACACCUGGAGAACUGCCCCAGAUUGGAGAUCCUGAUGACAUAUGGUGCAUCAGCACUACCAUGUCUCAAGACACUUGACAUCAUGUUUUGCUACAACCUCAAGAAACUAUUCUACAGUUAUGAAGAUCAAGAUCGUGCUUAUGAGCUCCCAAGCCUCCAAAGGAUACGUCUACAGGAGCUGCCACUGCUAAAGCACUUUGAUGACAAUGAUGCCAUCAUAACGGCACCGGCAUGGGAGGAGCUCCAUAUCCGGGGGUGCUGGAGCCUUCAACGCCUCCCGCACCUACAAGGACGCCAGCCGGAGACAGUGAAGGUGAACUGUGAGAAGAGCUGGUGGGGCAAACUCCAGUGGGGGCCACUCCCACACCAUAACAACUAUGAACCGAAGCUAUCCCCAGAGUUUGCCUCAUUCGACGAGUCUGCCGACAUGAGCAGCUACCUCAGAUGA
Molecule: messenger RNA, 3150 nt
Organism: Triticum turgidum subsp. durum (durum wheat)
Lineage: Eukaryota; Viridiplantae; Streptophyta; Magnoliopsida; Poales; Poaceae
Source: the annotation of a GenBank genome assembly